GUUCGACAAGACACAGAGAACCUUGCAGAAAAAUAUUGAAGAAGACAAGUUAUUCUCCACGAGCAAGAGAAAUUUUGAAGAAUACAAGUUAUUCUUCACGAGCAAGAGAAAUUUUGAAGAAUACAAGUUAGGAAGAAAAUCUAGGGUUGUGCGAUUUUCUGGGCGAUUUAGAACUAGGGUUGUGCGAUUUUCUGGGCGAUUUAGAGCUAGGGUUGUGCGAUUUUCUUGGCGACCUCUGUUCGUUCGAGCAAGAGAAGAGAAGAUAAGAGAAGGUAACGUUCUGGGUGACCUCUGUUCUUUCGAGCUAGGGUUUCCCUUUGUGCUUGAGAACGGGGAAAUCUUUGGCCGCUAUCCAAGCAAGCAUCGACCUCUGUUCGUUCGAGCAAGAGAAGGGAAGGUGGAGAUACUGAUGGUAAAAGUAUAGUCCAUUUUGUUUUGGAUUCUUUGGUGCGUCUGAUUUUCAACUUCCCUCCAUUUAUCCUUUUAUAAUGUUGGCAAGACUGAAAUUGUUGUAAAUUGAAUACUUAUUGAGGGUUCUUGAUGGAUAAUGUCCAUGGACAGUCACUCCCUCCUGGUGUUCAGUUGUUUCCAAAUAAUUCAUUGAGCUCAGCUUCAUUGAAUCCAUCUAUCUCACAAUGUCCUCCACCUUGUGUCAGUGGUGUGAGACCUGAUCAUUCUCACUAUUCUGGAAACAAUAUGUUCCCUUCCCCCCAAUAUAAUGCAAGUUUUUCUCCUGCUAACCAGAGCUUCAUUCCACAAUUCCAACCAUUAAGUCAGUUUAAUUUUUCCCCAUUUGCCCCUAAUUUACCAGGGCAAAGGCCUGAGAACUUCCAAAUAGAUAAUGUUCUUCAGCCUAGCAUGACAAACCAUCAGCCUGUCAGACAGCAGGUUCCAUCAUUAAAUGAGAUUAGUCAUUUGGAUACACAGCCUGUUGAUGUUAAUGGGCAACAACAAGCACAGUUUAGGGAGAACAAUUGUGCAAAUCAACCAGGAACAAAUGGAGUCUCUGAGACAUCUAGCUUAUGUCAAGAUGAAUCAAUAAGUGCAACAAAAUACAGUGUGGGCAUGAUUGAUCAGCACUCACAACAACAAACUGAGAUGGGUGGUGAAAUUUCUCAGCAGAACAAGAAACAGAAAACCCAUGAGACAGCAUUCCAGGGGAAAUUAAUUUUGGGAAGCCAUGUUAAUGGAAAUGAUCCAAGUAAACAUGUCUUCACUACCUCGUCAAUUCUUCAAGAAUCUGAUCAUCUUAACCAUGCUGAAGAUGCUCGUGAUUCAACAACCAAGUACUCAAAGUUUAUUGAUGCCGCUGCUCAGGAAGCUGUGCUGCGUGAACAAGAAAUUGCUACCCAACAAAUCAUAAAUAGUCAAAGACAAGCAAGGGAUUCAACUGGACUAGUUGAGGAUAAUAAAGAUAUUCUCUCAGGGCGUUGUGACCCCAAUGCACUGAAGGAGGUUCUGUUGAAGAUGACUGCAGACCAUCGUGCAGAAGUGGCCUCAAAGCGUGGGAAAUCCACCCUUCCUGAGAAAGGCAACCUAGAAAUUGGGAAUGGAUAUGGUGUCCCAGGUGGAAGUGCUUAUUAUGGUGCCCCAAGGCCUACUACCACAUCUGGAGUGUCUGGGCUUGAAAUCCAGGAAAAGGGCAAGAAUAAUCCUGAAGUGGAGAAAGAAUCAGAAUCUAAUUCUGUUCCAAAAGAGUUGCCUGAGUACCUCAAGCAGAAGUUAAGAGCCAGGGGUAUUCUCAAAGAUGAAACAGCAAAAGGGUGUUCUGUGACAACUGACAAAAAUUUGGGAGCUCAAACAACUCAACCUGCAACUGUUGUAAAGUUGCCUCCUGGAUGGGUGGAAGCAAAGGAUCCUGCAAGUGGUUCUAUAUAUUAUUACAAUGAGAAUACUGGGCAAAGCCAAUGGGAGAGCCCUAUUGAGAGUGCUAAUAGUGCCCAAUCUCCAUCAGUUUUACCUCUUCCACCAUAUUGGCAAGAGGCAAUUGAUGAAACAACAGGUCAGAAGUAUUACUAUAACACAAAGACCCAUGUUUCACAAUGGGAAUGGCCGGAUUCCUCAUUAGCAACCAGCUCACAACAUGCUGAGGCAGAUGAUCAAUCAUCUAUGCUAAAGAGAUGCAUGGGAUGUGGUGGAUGGGGACUUGGCCUGGUUCAGACAUGGGGAUAUUGCAAUCACUGCACAAGGGUUCUUAAUCUUCCUUUUCAACAAUACUUGGCACAUGGUUCAACCGAUCAGUCACAAACUGGGAUUACUGCAACUAAAAAAGAAGCUCAAAACAAAGUGCCCUUUAAGCAAAGUUUGGAUCCUAGGCCCAAUUCAAAACCAACUGGAAAAGGCAAUAGAAGAGAAAACAGGAGACGUCUGCAGGCCGAGGAUGAUGAGUUAGAUCCUAUGGAUCCAAGUUCUUAUUCUGAUGCUCCUCGAGGUGGCUGGGUAGUUGGUCUCAAAGGAGUACAGCCAAAAGCAGCAGAUACCACUGCCACGGGUCCUCUCUUUCAGCAACGUCCAUACCCAUCUCCUGGUGCUGUCCUGCGAAAGAAUGCUGAAAUUGCCGCACAAACCAAGAGGCCUAAUUCUCAUUAUACACCCAUAUCCAAGAAAGGAGAUGGAAGUGAUGGUCUUGGAGAUGCUGACUGAGGCUGUUUGGAUUAUACGACAGGAUGAUACAGGUGCAUAGUUCUGUUUGCUUUUGUAGAUUUGAUGGAUAUUCCAAAGUUGUCCAAAUUAUCUGGUGAUGUAAGAAAGAACUUAUAAAUUUCUACUUGACAAAAUAUAGUGUAUCAUCACCUACCCACCAGCACCAAUCCAUGAUAACGUGAUCUGGUCAGGAGAAUAAUGUUAUAUCCAAAGCUGCAAAACUUGUCACUGUAUAGAUGCAUCUUUUCAGUGGUACCAUUAUCUCCAUCAAAGCAGUUUAUUGGGAAGUGAUACAUCUCAUUUUGCAAAGCAAUAAUACUUUUUACUAGUGUUGCCUAAAGAAGGGUGGCUGACUUGUUUUCUGCGGAGAACAUGCAAAUAUUCCUUUGGUUUGCAAAUUUGGAUGCGACUUUGGAUUUAAUUUUGGGGCUCUUGGUACUUGUCUGAUUACUAGGUUCACUUUGGAGUAUCCAAUUGACAGUGCAAACACAAUGUAUAAAAGCUAUGAACAAGUCUUGCCUGACUUACCUCUUGAUUCGCUUCAGGAGUAUUUGGUUGACAGUUUGAACACAAGAUAUUAAGGGUGUACAAGGUUGAAACUGCAAACAAUCUACAUUAGGCAAAAGUUUUGACAUACAAGCAAUACAAAUUGUGGUACAGGAAAACUUGUAAAGUGAUUUCCAAUGGUUAAGAAUUCAAGGUUUUAUAUCUGUAGUUGCUUUUAUGUUAUCAUGUUUUGAUAGCGUGGAAUAUAUCUUCAGAGAUUAAUGUUCAAAUAGUUUGUA
This is a messenger RNA of Nelumbo nucifera (sacred lotus), 3428 nucleotides long. RefSeq names its product WW domain-containing protein. Gene Ontology annotation, cellular component: cytoplasm; nuclear body. Lineage: Eukaryota; Viridiplantae; Streptophyta; Magnoliopsida; Proteales; Nelumbonaceae. Gene Ontology annotation, biological process: alternative mRNA splicing, via spliceosome. The record is from RefSeq and is a predicted model, not a curated record. Gene Ontology annotation, molecular function: protein binding; ribonucleoprotein complex binding.